AGUAGAGUUUACUUCUAUUUCUGUUUGGUCGUGAAUCAGCGGUGGACAUUUUAGAAGUGAGGUCCGUUAAACACGCACCCACGCACACUCAAACUAAGCAGACUGACUGGUUUUAAAAGACAGACCUAUGUUUUUUACAAUUAUCUUACAAAUACAGGAAAGAUAUGGUUGUAAUUUACUAUUAGAAUACCAAGAAAGCGGGGUCGAGUAGUUCUAAGCAGCUUUGUUUUGCCGUAUUGACGUAAAUCCGCGUUCGCAUCGCUGUCAUCGGGUUUUGUGAGCACGCUAUUAUGUUUUGCCGUGCUUACUUUUUUGAAAAAGUUUGUCUUUUAAGUUGUAAAGACGCCUCGGUGCUUGUGAAUUAAACAUGACUGUUAACUAUUUAGCGUGGCUGUGGGGAUGUUCGAAGUACUGAUGCGAGAUAACGGUUUUUCCUGCCGGCUGAAUAAAGCAGCCUGGUCCGCGGGAGGAGUCAGGCCAGUGUCCUCUGCCCCCAUUUCUGCCCCUUUUUUACUGCAAGAACUCUUUCAAAGCGCACCGGUAGCGAACGAGCAAGCAAAGCAGGCUCUGUUAACACCAUUUUUAUCCGAAUAAGGCUUGAAGUGAUGAGCAAACACCUGUGGAGGCGAGCACUGAUUUAAGUGAUGAGCACACACGUGUGGAGACGAGAACUAAAUUCAUAAAGUAUCCCUUAUUAACAUGAGCUGCUAUAUACGUCGAUAGACAUGGAUUGGAUGUCUUUCGCCUUCAGUAACAGCCAUUGCACAACAUAAGAUCAUCGACCAUCAUGGAAGAAAUCAUAGCCAAGAAAGUCUCGAUAGGCUCAUGGCUUAGAUGACUCAUUGUUACAUGAGCAACUUGUUGCUGAGGUGUCUGGAAAAAGGCACCCUUUUUUUUUUUUUGAGUCUAUUUUUAAUCAAUCAAUCAAAUUCUUUAGCCCUUUACGAAAACCCUAAAGGUCCUCAAAGUGCUUUACAACAAAGACAAACAUGGUCCAUGAUAUAUAAAAGUCAGGAAAGUAGUAUACUAUGACAUUAAAGGGGAAAAAUAACGCAUCGCGAUAAAAGUCAAUAACAGCAAAUAAAACAGUAAAACGGAUGAAAUCCGAAAACACGUAAACCCUUAAAGCGAUCCUCUAUUUUUCAGACAAAUAAUUCUCAAUAGAUAAAUGUUAGUAUGAGUUAUAAUAAUUUGAUAUUAAAACCCCUCUUAAUGUUUUUGUUUUAAUAAAGUUUGUAAAAUUAUUUUAAGUGAUAGGUCGCCAUUCUUGUUACGUCGCAGUGCGUGACGUCACUGGUCCCGUUGGCGAAAUUCCAGCGCGUCACUCGUUAGCUUUCCCAACAUGUCGUCACUUCUACCCUUCCUAUUUGAACCAGAUCUGAAAAGUGAAGAGCAGGACAGCACUGUCGGUCAUUCACAAGACGAGCUUCAGGGAAAAAUGCGUGCAGCAAAUACCUGAUAAGACAAAAGUUGGGCAAAACUGGUGAUGCGAGAGAGUCCUGUUGGGAACUCCGGUUGGGAGCAAGAGUGCAUGCUGUUGGGAUUCGGGAACUCCGUUUUUUUUUUAGCAGAUAUUCAAGGCUACUUCAGCGUGUUGGCUGUUGUACUGAGGACAGACAAUAACUCGCCGUGGACGGAUGAGUUUGACAAAAUUGAAUUGUCGUGUUUGAUCGACUCGAUUUCCACGAACAACCCGAGGAUUGAGUGGAAAAAGAUUAAAGCGGAGGGACCAAGCUAUGUGUACUUUAACCGUAAAGUUUCAGGUGACUUGGAGAACCGGGCAGAGAUCAGAGAGCCUGCCACAUUAGUGAUAACCAAUGCAACUCGACUGGACACGGCAAAAUAUCGUUGUGAGGUCACAGCUGCCGAUGACCAGAAGUCCUUUGACGAGAUUGUGAUUGACCUUGUUGUUAGAGUAAAGCCAGUCGUUCCAAAAUGCAACGUCCCCAAAUCGGUGCCUUUUGGGAAGUCGGCAGAGCUGAGUUGUUUGGAGGAAGAGGGCUUCCCCAAGUCUCAGUACCAGUGGUUCAAGAACAGAGAAGAAAUUCCCGACGACCCAAAGAGCAGCAUGAAGUUCUUCAACUCCUCAUACACCCUCAACUCGGAAACUGGAAUUCUGAAGUUUAUCACAGUCAGAAAAGAAGAUGCCGGCGAGUACUACUGCCGAGCAAGAAACGACGCAGGUUACGCCGAGUGCGCGCCGCAGAAGAUGGAAGUCUAUGAUAUUGACGUCGUAGGGAUUAUACUGGGAGUUGCUGUGGUGGUCGUUGUACUUAUAUGUAUAUCAGCCGGGAUCUGCUGUGCAUAUAAGCGAGGUUAUUUCGCAAGUCAAAACCAGGCCGGGAACAAUUACAAGGUUCCAGCAAAAGGAGAUGGGGUAGACUAUGUCAGGACAGAGGAUGAGGGAGACUUCCGACAUAAGUCAUCAUUCGUGAUCUGAAAACGGCGCAUUGAAAAACGGUGGGCAAAGUGCCAAGUGAAAAAGUGACAUGUGUGGCUGCCGUCGUAGCGGUCUCAUCACGGAGCUGCUGCAGUUCAUGCUCUGAGCGCUCGGCAUGACUCAAAUACAUCUUUUGCCAAAGGUGACAAGAAUUCACACUACAGGAGAAGCGUUUUCAAAACUCUUCUCAUUUACAGUACAUGAGGACUCUUUAAUUGGAUUGCUCAACUAAACGUAGAAAAUCUACAUGAAGAAAUACGACCUUGUCCCACCAAAAUCUGUUAAACAUGACACAUUUCUGCAUACAUGACGCUUCAAACCGUUUGUCAUUUGUAUAAUUUUUUUUUUUUUCUACUGUUGAAAUUUGUCAAACUAUUUUUGAUGGGAUAUAUUUUAAAUGCCUAUAGAUAAAGGUUUACUUUUUUAAAUAUUUGUAAAAUACUAACUGUGUUUUUUUUUAAUUGUAAUUAUUAUUCGGUUAUGGGCUUACAUAUUUUACUUUAACCACUUUGCAUCAACCUGUAAGCAUUUAUACAUUUGCCAUCGGAAAGAAAGAACGACUAACCAAAGCAGACUUGUGUCAGCAUAUCAACAUGCGGUUCAUGAUCAGCGGUCUUGGAGAUUGAACUCUUUCCGCUGGGAUAGCCCGGGUUCUGUUGUACGGAAGAAAAAACAACAACAAAAAAACCUCUGUUUUGUUUGUAGUCUUAGAAAGAGGUUUUAAAGAGUGCCAGUCAAAUGCUGUGAAACACUGUACGCAAUCAGUGCUGCGUUUUCUUGAUUUUAAAGUGUCCUUCUUUGCUUGCUGUUCAUCUUGUACUGUAUAUAUUGAAUUUUACUGUCCUGUUGCUGUCAUACAUACCGUGCGUUCAGUAUUACACUAUCACGAUACAAUUUGGCAGGGUGUGUGAGUUAGCCGAGUUAGCCUUCCAGACCCCCUCGCUCCUAACAAAACAUGCUGCAAGUUCAUUUAAAACAGACUGUUAGAGCACCUGACAUUUAACUGGCCCUCACAUAACAAAAGGUACUUCAGCCACAGUAUUUUGCAGUGGCAUCAACCGGAUUAUAAACUUGGAUUUUACAAAUAAAAUGUUAACCUAA
Molecule: messenger RNA, 3541 nt
Organism: Corythoichthys intestinalis (scribbled pipefish)
Lineage: Eukaryota; Metazoa; Chordata; Actinopteri; Syngnathiformes; Syngnathidae
Product: junctional adhesion molecule 3B-like
Exons: 9
Coding region: 1487-2440 (317 amino acids)
Biological process (GO): cell migration; cell-cell adhesion
Cellular component (GO): cell-cell contact zone; protein complex involved in cell adhesion; plasma membrane
Molecular function (GO): protein homodimerization activity; protein heterodimerization activity; cell-cell adhesion mediator activity
Source: RefSeq, a predicted model, not a curated record